AUGGGGCCCGCCACGCACGGCGGCGGCGGCGGGGAGCUGCUGCGCGGCGACGGGGGAGCUGCUGCCGGCGGCGACGGGGAGCUGCUGCCCGGCGGCGACGGGAGGCUGCCGGCGGCGACGGGAGCUGCUGCCGGCGGCGGCGACGGGGACGUGUGCAGGCGAGUGUCGGGGGUCGGGUUCCGCGACGGCCUCCGGCUCCGCCGGCACGGGCUCCUCGGGCAAGAAGGCGGGGACGACACGGGCCUCACCAGCGCCGGCGAACCCGCUGCGGCGGUGGGACAGGCCGCCUUGAUGGCGCGCCCAACAGAUGAGACGGUGGAGGAAGCCGUGGCUGCAGGGGCGGCGGCGGUGGCGGUGGAGGGAGAGGACUGGGAGGGAGGGGACGGGGUACGCGAGCGUGUGGUGGUGGACUGGGUGGAGGAAGCAGUCGCGCUACUCUGA
Molecule: messenger RNA, 441 nt
Organism: Lolium perenne
Lineage: Eukaryota; Viridiplantae; Streptophyta; Magnoliopsida; Poales; Poaceae
Source: RefSeq, a predicted model, not a curated record